Molecule: messenger RNA, 202 nt
Organism: Meloidogyne enterolobii
Lineage: Eukaryota; Metazoa; Nematoda; Chromadorea; Rhabditida; Meloidogynidae
Source: the annotation of a GenBank genome assembly
UCUAUUCAAUUCAAAGGGACGCAAAAUUAACGGAUCAAUGUCUGGAAUUCAAAGAGAAAGUAAAAACGGAGAUAUGGCUAGCCAAGCAAGUGCAACAACAAUGGCUGAAAUGGCAUGCCGACUUAGAGCAACAAAGCCUAUUUGGGCUUUGAUAUGUGAUAUGGCAAAAACUGUAUAUCGUUCAACUAUGAUAAAUGCUUAG